AAAUAUUUCAAUGCUACACUCACGGUGGAUUUAGGGGGAGAUAUUAUGAGGCUGGUGUCAUUAGGCGAUAGCUAUUGAAUCAUUCAAUCCGAAUUCGUCGUUCUUUUUUUUUCUUUGCGAAUUUCAUUCUCUCUCAGGUCAUUUCCAUGGUUUUCAGAUCGCCUUUAGAGCUUUAUCCCUCUCAUUUCUUCCUGCCAAACUUUGCUGAUCGCCCUUUGCUCUUGGCGAGCAGUGUGCCCAGCACCAGGUCUCCCGAAGACUUGUCAAUGUUUCAGCUACCGACCCUAAACUUCUCUCCGGAGCAAGUGGCGAGCGUCUGCGAGACGCUGGAGGAGACCGGGGACAUAGAGCGGCUGGGUCGCUUCCUGUGGUCGCUUCCAGUGGCACCGGGUGCUUGCGAGGCGAUCAACAAGCAUGAAUCCAUCCUACGUGCCCGGGCUGUGGUUGCCUUUCACACGGGCAAUUUUCGUGAUCUCUAUCACAUUCUGGAGAACCACAAGUUUACCAAGGACUCGCAUGGUAAACUACAAGCGAUGUGGCUUGAAGCUCACUAUCAGGAGGCCGAGAAAUUACGCGGGCGUCCCCUAGGACCGGUUGAUAAGUAUAGGGUGCGAAAGAAGUUUCCCCUGCCUAGAACCAUCUGGGACGGUGAGCAGAAGACGCAUUGUUUUAAAGAGCGGACGCGGAGUCUGUUGCGGGAGUGGUACCUUCAGGACCCCUACCCAAACCCCAGCAAGAAAAGGGAACUGGCUCAAGCCACUGGACUCACACCAACACAGGUCGGAAAUUGGUUUAAAAACCGGAGACAACGAGACAGGGCAGCGGCAGCAAAAAACAGGCUCCAGCAUCAAGCAAUAGGGCAGAAUGGCAUGAGGUCCCUUUCAGAAUCCGGCUGCACCCCACGCAGUUCGGCGGAGUCGCCAUCAACUGCGGCUAGUCCAACGACCAGUGUGUCGAGUAUGACAGAACGAGUCGACACGGGCACGUCAAUUCUUUCAGUAACAUCAAGUGACUCGGAAUGCGACGUAUGAUACGCAAAUGAGAAAUAUAUACAGGAAAAAGGACCUAAAUGAACUUUAUUAAUUAUCGGGGAAGAUGAAAAAGGACCAAUUGAUAUUACUAUUAUAAAAGAAAAACAUAAAAGCUCGCCUUUUUUCAAGCGCUUUCAAUGGACCCCACACCUUCCCCCACCCCAUCACUUGCAUGAUAUAUAAAUAUAUCUAAAUAUAUAUUUUUUUCUUUUUGUAUAUGGGGAAAUGCCCCACGUUUAUUACUAUGUCUACCAGGACCACCGUGAAGAGGGAAUUACCAGAAACCGGUGUCCAUCGCCUUUUUUUCUGUUUUUAGUCCGAGUGACGACGAGCAGCCAGGAUGCAAUCCUCUUUUCCUUUAUGUUCAUCAGACAAUCAUUUGAGUCGUAAGCACCUUUUUACUACACUUCUGUCACUGCCUGUGUGGGGUACUGGUCAAAUGUGGAACUGAAUCGUUAUGACUGUAUCAGAUUUUUAUUUUUAUUUCCAGAUUUUAUAUUGAAUUAUGUAUAUCUUAAAUAAUGCGAUCAUUCUCCCAGUCUGUAAUAUAUGUGUAGAAAUAAGUCUGUAAAUAAUAUUGCUAUACCCAUUCUCUUUUCUAUCCCUGUUCACUGUCCCUACAUAAACUAUUCGUCAAGACGUAACUAUCAAGUGCUCUAGGCGUUUUGUUUCUCUGUUUUAUGCUUUGAAAAGCAGGCUAGUGACCAUGAAUUAUCAGUCGAGAUUAAUGCAAAAGACAAAAUAUUGGAUAUCAUCAUCGACUGACCAAGUCUAUUUCAUGUUUCCAGUCCAGCGCUUUUAAUUCAAUGUUACUUUCUUGGGUGUUUCUGUUAAUGUAUACGUUUCUAAACUGAAAAUACAGUAUUCAAUUUUGUUAUAAAACUGUAUUAUGUGUGUCAUUUCCACCAAAAAAAAAAAAAAAAAAAAAAAAAAUCUAAUUUCCACACAACAACACUCAAACAGUUACGGAGAGCAUGAAAUUACUAGUGUAACAUAUGCACCAAAAUUCAAACUUCAUCAAACAAUUUGUAGUAGGCCUACAGAAACGUUUUUGAACAUAAAAUUCGACGGUGAACAUUCGUCUUCUUUUUUGUCAGUGAGUAAGGUAAACAUGCAAAACUUAAGUGAAGGCGCCAUUAAAUUGACUAAUCAUGGAGGACCCCUCCCCUCCCCUGUCCCAGUGUCCCGUUGUAGUCAACGAAACGACGUUUCUUUCAAAAUUGAGCUCUGCUAGAAGAAAGCUCCCUCUGGGCGAGUAACCCUAACUCACAUGCACAAACAGAAACCCGUACUUGAUUUAGAAGUUUGUUAGUUUGCUCCAGAAUUUUUUCAGCGCACUUUAAGAAACACAGACAGUUUAUUGACGUAAAAUAUAGGCUACUAUGGGUAAAGG
Cyprinus carpio (common carp) is the source of this 2424-nucleotide messenger RNA. Its product is annotated as homeobox protein SIX3. Gene Ontology annotation, cellular component: transcription regulator complex; nucleus. Gene Ontology annotation, biological process: brain development; eye development; regulation of transcription by RNA polymerase II. The record is from RefSeq and is a predicted model, not a curated record. Lineage: Eukaryota; Metazoa; Chordata; Actinopteri; Cypriniformes; Cyprinidae. Gene Ontology annotation, molecular function: DNA-binding transcription factor activity, RNA polymerase II-specific; RNA polymerase II cis-regulatory region sequence-specific DNA binding.